AUGAGGAGCACGCUAACGAACGCUGGCCUCUCUGUGGGAGAGGAGAACCCGUAUGUGAUAUACAACGCCGUCCUCAAGACGAUCCCUAAGCACUCAGAAGACUACAUCGACCAGAUAGCCAUACGACUGGCAAACUGCAAGGUGGCAGACUACUCAACUCUCCAAGCCUUCAGAGACGACCUACAGUAUAUGAAGAGACGCCUGAAGGAGCUCAAACUGGAGCCCCCAGAGGGCUUCCUCCUUGCUAUCAUCCUGAAAAAGAUUGAGGAUGUGCUACCAGAAAUGCACGCGUUUGCCAGAAGGGACUACAAGCUCGGUACGCUUACCUGGGACAACCUUAUGGCAGAGAUCAAUUCGGCUAUCGUCACAGGUACAGGUAACAAGGCCUUUUCAUUCUUCAAGAAGACAGCUCAAACGUCGACCUCGUCGAAUGCUUCAGGAGGAGCUCAAGGGGGUGCGAGGCAGUGGCCUCGCGAGGACUCCCUGCCCUCCACAGGCAUCGUCAACAGCGUCAAGCUGCCUAAGUCGAUCAUCGAGAAGAUUUCCUACUGUUGCCAAUGCAAGAGAUAUCUUCUUACUGGCUGGAAAUACUGUAAGGAAUGUGGCAAGUGCCAUGGCACGUCUGUACGAGGCUGCAGGAACAACACUCAAGGCCAAGCAACCCAGCUAAUAUCGACGAACUCGUCGACCACGGCGGGACCAACAGUUUUUGGUGGAUCGAGCGUGGCCGGCAAACCAGCUACGGUCGCCAUCUCUGCCCUCGUCGAGAACGGAAAACUCUCGAGGGAUAGCAUUAUUGCUGAUACAGGCGCUUCAGAGACGCUCUUCAACGACCCCAAGUGGUUCCUGGAUCUGGUCCAACUAUGCGAAUAG
Messenger RNA from Cryphonectria parasitica EP155, 873 nucleotides. RefSeq lists its product as uncharacterized. The transcript has a single exon. Bases 1 to 873 code for a protein of 290 amino acids. The record is from RefSeq and is a predicted model, not a curated record. Lineage: Eukaryota; Fungi; Ascomycota; Sordariomycetes; Diaporthales; Cryphonectriaceae.